AAUCUCCCAACUUAUCUCUGUAAUCUCUUGGCAAUGGUCGAUAUAUUCUUACGUCCAUGAAAUACGUGGCAAACUGGUUCAGUUCAGUCAAAAUUAUUCAAACAUCUUAAACUGUACACGGAUAUAGGCCAUAUUUAUAAAUUCGUGUCCUCAAAUGGCAACUCAGACGUAUGUUUUUGACGUGGAGAUGACAUGUGAAGGAUGUUCCAAUGCGGUACAGAAAGUGCUUUGUAACAAGGCAGGUAUAGAUAAUGUUACUGUCGACCUCCCAGGAAAAAAAGUAUUAGUUACUUCUACAUUAUCUUCGGAUGAAAUUUUGAGUUAUAUUAAGAAGACUGGUAAAUCGUGUACAUUCGUAGGAAUUAAUAAGUAAUACAUUUUACAAUUGGUAAGAAUAUAUGGCAACACCUGAAUUUUACUUUCAGGCAGCUUUCAAUGAAUAUAUGAAGAUCUAUAUUAUAUUUGCAAACAGUUUACAAUGCAGUAGAUACGAAAUUUAUAACUGAGUGUACUAUGUGAUAUAAUGUACAAAACUAAGCAAAAGAAUAUGAUUUUCCAAGAUUAAAUGAGAGAAUUUAUUCUAUAA
Orussus abietinus is the source of this 586-nucleotide messenger RNA. RefSeq names its product copper transport protein ATOX1 homolog (gene Atox1). The transcript has 3 exons. The coding region runs from base 155 to 373 and encodes 72 amino acids. The record is from RefSeq and is a predicted model, not a curated record. Gene Ontology annotation, molecular function: copper chaperone activity; metal ion binding. Gene Ontology annotation, cellular component: cytosol. Gene Ontology annotation, biological process: copper ion transport. NCBI's taxonomy places the organism in Eukaryota, Metazoa, Arthropoda, Insecta, Hymenoptera, Orussidae.